UUGUGGGACAACAUGAAAAAGCGCAUGAAGCGUGGACGACAGCGGAAUCGAGAACAGGAAGCACCUUUAAAUGAGUAUUUGUCCUACUACAAUCAAAAUGAGCCUAAUUGUGAUCAUCAAGGGGGUCCUGAAGAUGAUGACCACCUUUUGCCUUCACAUCUCCAGAUAAGACCAGAAGACGAGGGACGAGAAACUGGAGUCCUGCCAUCACCUGUGGAAGGUGCAGGAGGAGCUGCUACGCCUCUAUCCCGGAGUAUGAUCACGUCUUCGGGGUUAUUUGGUGAGGAUGACGGAGACUAUGACCACUACGAAAUGACUAGUCGCUCAUCUCCUGCUUGUGUCCCAGAGCCGAAUAUCGACGCACUACAGUGUACUCGCACUUCGACUGACGGCGGUCCUUGGGGGCAUCAUCAACUCAUUGUGAGUGAGCAGAACAAUCUGAGCCUGAGCCAAUACAACGGCCACCAGAUGUCUGCAGAUCCAAGUUUUCAUACGCAUCAACUUCAACAGGGAGGUCACAUUGGCGGAGAGCAGGCAUGGGGACGAACAUUAAAGAAACGAAGACCGACGCGGCGUGGGAGAGGACAUCAAAGUAGCGGUAUUGAUAUUUCGCUAGAUCAUCCCCGUCUUGGCUGUCAGAGAGUAGGUUCUUCGAACAGUCUGUCAGGCGAUUUACGAGCGUUUGCCGAACAAGACACGACUAGAAAGGUGAACGGGGCAAAAAUCAAGCGCUACAGCCAGCAUGUGCCUGGAGAAGAUCUGCCUGGAGAAGAUCGUCCAGAAACCUCUUCAACACUGAGGGAAAAUACCUCACCUGCAGGUGUAGAAGAUCGAGG
This is a messenger RNA of Amoebophrya sp. A25, 836 nucleotides long. NCBI's taxonomy places the organism in Eukaryota, Dinophyceae, Syndiniales, Amoebophryaceae. The record is from the annotation of a GenBank genome assembly.